Paramecium pentaurelia is the source of this 1716-nucleotide messenger RNA. NCBI's taxonomy places the organism in Eukaryota, Ciliophora, Oligohymenophorea, Peniculida, Parameciidae. The record is from the annotation of a GenBank genome assembly.
UAUGAUGAUAUUGUAGAUAGUCGCAAAAGACCUUAGUGAAUCUGAAUUUGUAGAUAUCCUAUUGAAUUCAACCUAUAAAGCAGAACUGCUAAUUCGUAUUAGUGACGUUAAAUUUUUAUUCUAUAAAAGAAUAACUUUGAUUAUGAAUAUGGAAGCAUCGCUUAAUUUAAAUUUAUUCCUAGAAAAGAUGUGCCAUAAAAUGCUAGUUCUGGAGAUAGAUAGGUUCUAUUGAAAUAAAUUUUCUCCAUCCUGUUUAUAUUGAAGGGAAAAAAGUGAAUUUGGGAUAGGUUAAUAUCGCUUUAGAGGAUGAACCGUUUGAUAUGAAUUAUAGUUAAAGGUAAUUAUAAUUACAAUAAUUUAGGUAUAGGGUGUGGAACGGAACCACAAAUUUUGUAUAAUAAAAUUAAUAUGAAUAAAAUUUAGGAUACUUCGAAAUCACUUGUUAGAUUGAUUAUGAAAUAUAUUCUUUCUAUGGCAUAAAUUCUUGUAAAUUAUUAUUUAUGACAAGAAUAGUUUCUGAAAUUUAUUAUGAAAGAGAAGAGAUACAAACUUGUAUUCAGAUAAUGAACAAAGAAAUGAAUGAUUCGAAAUGCAAUUUUUUUAAUACUUUAAUCUUAGAGCAUUCUGCAGAAGUAUUAUAAAAAGUUCAUGCAAAAUUAAACCCAGAAAUUUAAGCUCCCAUUACCCUCCCAGAUUAAUAAUGUUAAUCAUUUUCAAAAGAUUCAAAGUUUGAAGGAAUAUGUACAAUAUCUUUUAUUUUAUUUUUUCAAUUAAUAUUAAGAAAUUGGAAUAACUAAUAAUUUCGUUAAUAAGUAAUUAUACGUAUAAGUUUUAGAUUUCAAUUGUCAGUUUUGAGUAUGUGAUAAAUUAUGACCACUACUUAGGUCUUCUUUAUUCAAAUAUUUAUUACAAGUCGGUAAAUUUAUAUAUUAGAAAUAAAGGAUUAAUUCUCCUUUUUGUUGUUCAUGUUGUUUUUGGGAUUAGUUUAUUCAUUAAAUCAUUAGAUGUUUCUUUAAAUAUUCGAAGAAUAAUUAAUAGACUAACAAAAAUAUAGAAAAAUUAAAAUAAUAGUCUUAAUUUUUUUCCUUAGUUGUAUCAUAUGUAUUUUUAUAAUUUAGAUUUCUUAAGUUUCUAUUUUUUUCCCCUAUUGGAAGAGUAUGAUAGUGGUUAUUCAUCGUUAUUGACAAUCGGUUUCAUUCUGAUUCCUUAAAUAAUACAUAAUUUUGGAUUAAGAACUAAUCCAAUAUUCAUACCAAAAUAAAUAUUUGGGUUUUUGUCUAUAAAAAUUGCAUCUUAUGUAUAAUAAUUUAAUAGUUUAAGUUAUAUUCAUUAGGACACUUAAAUAACAUUAGUUAAAGAGACAAUUAAUAUAUUGUUAUUCCCUUUUCUGUGUUCUUUGCGUAAUAAAUUUACUGUUUAUAUGAAAUACACGGAGCGGAUUUUUUUAAAAUAAUCCAAAAAGGUACAUUAUCAAAAAAAUAUCAUUAUUAUUAUGAAAAUGAAUCCUAAGAAUCUGAGGAAUGUGCAAUUUGCCUGUUAAAUUUAAAAAAUGAACCUGAUUACUCAUACUAAGAUUAAGAGGUUUUGUUGGGAAGUAAAUUAUUAAUGAUUACCCCAUGUGGACAUAAAUUUCAUUCUACUUGUCUAAUAAUCUGGAAUAAACUAUAAUUAACUUGCCCUUAUUGUCGGAAUAUAAUACCUCCAAUUAUUUAGUGA